This is a messenger RNA of Styela clava, 859 nucleotides long. The record is from RefSeq and is a predicted model, not a curated record. NCBI's taxonomy places the organism in Eukaryota, Metazoa, Chordata, Ascidiacea, Stolidobranchia, Styelidae.
GCUUUAGUUGUUGAAGGUUGCCGGGAAAGCAGUUUUAUCGCUUGUUUAAUUCGAGAGCGGUUCUGCGUGAAACUCUUUUUCUUCACUAUUUCUAUUUCUCUCUUAUCAAAAGCGGUUUCACGGACGAUUGCGACACGGGAUUUCACACUUUGCAAGCAAGUUUGCAGCGUGGUGGCUUACAAAUCGAAGCGAUAGAACACGUGAACGGCUUAUUUGUGUCAAAUAAUAUACGCUAGAUAGAGAAUUUUCGCGUAGUUUACACGGCGCUUGAUUUCCCUUGCGCUUUAGUCGUUGAAGGUAUUAUUUAACUUCUUGUAUUGGUAUGUUAUAGAUGGCUGGUUCUAGCGGUAAGAGCAAAGUAUGGGAAUACUUUGUAUGCCACAGUGAUGGUGUACUUUGUAAAAUAUUCUCAUCAUUGUUAAGUCAAGGUUCCGCCGAUUCCAAAAAGAAAAACACCAGUAAUUUGUGGAGUCAUCUCAGAUCGAAACACAAGAGCAAGUAUGAUGAGAUUUCGCAGACGCAGUUAACGCGAAAAAGGCCAGCUGAAGCUUCCCAGUUUAAUCGGCAACCUUCAUGGGAACACAUAAUGGAUAAAUUUAAUAAAUGGCAUGGAAAUGACGCAAGAACGAAAUCACUUGAUAAAAUAAUAAUGGAGAUGAUAGCCACUGACAACAGGCCAUUUGCAAUAGUGCAAGAUGAUGGAUUCCGCAGGCUAAUAGAAACCAUUGAACCUCGCUACGCCCUAAAGACUGAGAAGUAUUUCAGAACAGAAAUGCUGCCACAAAUAUAUGUGAAGAAACAUCGGUAUCGUUAUCGGCAUAUCGGCCUAGUUUUGGAAAACUAGCAGUAUCGGUAUCGG